AUGGACAAGAUUAUAAUCAGUGAUCGAGGAACAAACUUUACCUCAAAAAUUGUGAAAGAAGUUAAUUAUUUCUUUUCAACUGAUCAUUAUUUAACUUCACCUUAUCACCCACAGACUAAUGGUUUAACUGAGAAAACCAAUCAUACCUUGUGUCGAAUGAUUACUCACUAUGUUCAACGGCAAAAUAAAUGGGACCUGGUCCUACCGAUGAUCACCUUCGCUUACAAUAGUGCUAAUAAUUCGAGUACCAGAGCCUCCUUUUAUCUAAUUUAUGGACGAGAGCCAACGUUACCUGUUGAUUUGUCAAUAGGACUCAAGAGAGCCUCACACUCAACAGUUACAAAAAGGAAAACACUGUUGACCACAACUGGAUGGUUAUCAAUUAAAUCACUCUUAAUUUUUCUUAUUCUAUGUUUGGCUUCACCCUCAAUGGAAUUUGAUCCAGCACCUUUCAUUCUCUGGAGAGAAUAUCCAAAACACAUUAUCAACGGGCACAUGAAUCAUGAGGUCCUCAUUAACAUUAAAAGUCCUUGUCCACGAUUCGAAAUACGUACGAAAAGACAAAACGACAAUAUAACACUUUCUUUUGAUCCUAAUUACCCUGAAUCAUCACCAUCAUCGCCAUCAUCGUCACCUCCACUACCGGAAGAAACAUAUUUACCAAAAGAAUUUGUGGCACCUCCAAUGCCCUAUCGUCCUAGGUUUGAACAAGAAAGACAAGAAAAGUGUAACUGCCCUUCAGUGUCGUGCCCUCAGCUGCAUGCCCACCAAUAUCGUGCCCAUCAACAGGAAUAUCCGAUGUAA
This is a messenger RNA of Panonychus citri (citrus red mite), 804 nucleotides long. RefSeq lists its product as uncharacterized. Gene Ontology annotation, biological process: DNA integration. Gene Ontology annotation, molecular function: nucleic acid binding. Lineage: Eukaryota; Metazoa; Arthropoda; Arachnida; Trombidiformes; Tetranychidae. The coding region runs from base 1 to 804 and encodes 267 amino acids. The record is from RefSeq and is a predicted model, not a curated record. The transcript has 2 exons.